Rhopilema esculentum is the source of this 2021-nucleotide messenger RNA. Its product is annotated as methylthioribose-1-phosphate isomerase. The record is from RefSeq and is a predicted model, not a curated record. Lineage: Eukaryota; Metazoa; Cnidaria; Scyphozoa; Rhizostomeae; Rhizostomatidae. Gene Ontology annotation, molecular function: S-methyl-5-thioribose-1-phosphate isomerase activity.
AAUUCCAUAAUUGCGACUAACAACAACAUUGUCAAAGAACGCUCGAGGUUAUUAAACCGAUUUCAAAUUUACCAAAGAAAAUUUCUAAAAAAGAAGCAUUUUAUUUAUAUCUCACCAAGGUUGACUUCACUGAUGCACAAACAUGGCGACUUUGGAGGCAAUUAAAUACGAAAAUGGCAAGUUGCAUAUCCUUGACCAACUUUUGCUUCCACUCCAAAGUGUAUUUGAAGAAAUAAAAUCUGUCGAAGAUGGUUGGCGAGCAAUCAAAGAGAUGAAGAUUCGAGGUGCUCCAGCUAUUGCUGUAUUGGGUUGUUUGAGUCUUGCAGUGGACCUCCUCAAACAAGACUUUCAAUCAAAGGACACCCUUGUUAACUAUGUUGCAGAGAAGUUGGAUUAUCUCGUUUCUGCUAGGCCAACUGCAGUGAAUAUUGCCAGGGCUGCUGUUGACCUCAAGAGAUUUGUGCAGCAACAUUUAGAUAAGGCUGGAGAUGCACAAUCAUUGAAAGGUCUUCUUAUUAAAGAGAUCGAAGGAAUGUUGCAGAAAGACAUUGAGGAUAACAUGAAGAUUGGCCAGUUUGGAAGCGAACACAUCCUUAAGACAGCUGGUGAGGCAAAAGUGAAAGUUUUGACCCAUUGCAAUACAGGAUCUCUAGCGACCGUCAAGUAUGGCACUGCUCUUGGUGUUGUCCGGUCUUUGCAUCAAAAAGAGAAGCUAGAGCAUGCAUUUUGCACAGAGACAAGGCCUUACAAUCAAGGGGCAAGGCUGACUGCAUAUGAACUUGUCUUUGAAAAAAUCCCAUCUACCCUAAUUGUGGACUCAGCUGCAUCUCUGCUUAUGACAAAACAUAAGCUUGGAGCAGUAGUUGUUGGAGCUGACCGAAUUGUUGCCAAUGGAGAUACUGCAAAUAAGAUUGGUACAUACCAACUAGCAAUUACUGCAAAACAUCACAAUGUGCCAUUCUAUGUAGCUGCUCCAACAACAACAAUAGAUUUUAACUUAAAAUCUGGAAAUGAAAUUGUCAUAGAGGAGCGGAAUACAGAAGAAAUCACUCAUGUCAGUGGUGUGAGGCGAGCUGCUGAAGGGAUAAACUGUUACAAUCCGGCAUUUGAUGUAACCCCAGGGGCACUUAUAACAGGGGGGAUAAUAACUGAAUUUGGAGUUUUUGCAGCCGAGGAAUUGGAUUCAAAGCUCAAAGCAAUGAUAAAGUGAUACAGCAACUUUAUGUACUCAUUUAAACAAAGUCUUGAUUUGAAUUUUUCAUGUUUUAUAAGGGUAUUUAAGCUGUGAAAACUCAUCUUUAUAGUAUAUAGAAUGCAUCCUGUACGGCAAAAAUUGUCUUUGGAAUGAAAGUAACAAGGUGUUUUUUUAGGAUUGAAAACAAAAAAAAAUUCAUCUUUUUCUUAAAAUAGAAUAACAAAAGAACUCUUUUUCAAACCAGAGUUAAAGACUCUGGCCUUUUUAUGCAACUUAUUAUUUCAUUGUAAUAAAUUUUUCCCUUUCAGUUUUAGUCACAUUUUGCUUUAUAUUUGGCUAUUCAGUUAAAAACUCAACAAGUCUUGAUCUGAAGCCACUGCAAUAAAAUUUAUUAGCAAAUUUCAACAGGUCAAAGCUUCCAUAAUAAGAAAAAUAGCUACUUGAAUAAAAAUUUGUAUGGAUAUUUAAAAAUUAACAUAACAAAUAGAGCUGCAGACAUACUUUUAAACAAAUAUCUCUGCACAUCUCAAUGAGAGAAUUUAAAAACUCUACCAAAAAUCAAAUCAGAAUUAAAAAAAUUAAACAAAAAGUUGUUGUAUGUUUGUGCUAAACUGAUAUAUGAAAAUAAUUACUUAAAAUCAUGAAAAAAAUUUAAUAAAAAACUUUAUACUGGCGAGUGUAAACAACAGGUGUGAAUAAAUGGGAGGGUAAUAGCCUAAAUAAAAUUUCUUAUGUUGUGGCAAUGCCUGUUUUACCCAUACCACACAGUUAUUUCACGAAUGUAGUUCUGCAUAUAUUCAAACGUGUAUAGAGUGAUUUUGAUCUA